ACGGUGUUAGUCAGCAAUUAUGGUAAUCCGGCUUAGUCCAAAAGAGACCGCGCAGUGUAUUGCACGCAACGAACGAUGCAUUUCUCGGUUAGUGAUAGUAGUAUUGUGGGAAAGUUGAAUACUGUGAUCCGUACCGUGUACCGCAAUGCAGUUUACGUUGGUUAUCGUUGUAAACAAAGUUAAACUAUGUCCGCUUACCGAGGAACUACCGCUCAAACAAAUAGAUGAACAUCGAUCAGCCGGUGGUAGCUGGGAGGAGCCAGUGAGCGCGGUGCGGAACGCGCCGCUCCGUCGCUCACAACGCCUCAACAGCACUCUGGACUCCCGGAGUACUGGCCAGCUACGUAACACACUGAGCCGAGCGCGCGAGCUGUGCGAACGAUGGCGGAGCGGCGGCAGCACGCCGUCGCCGCCGACGCCGACGCCCGAGGACGAGGGCGGAGGCCGGCUCGCGCGCUGGUUCAGCGUGCGCCGCGGCUCCGCGCACCAGUACGACAUGCAUACGCACGAAACCGACAAGAUGCCCAAGUUGCCGGAGCUAGAGGAGGACAUGUUCUCGUGCGGCGGCGAGGUGCGAGGCGGUCGCACGCCGCCGCCGUCCCUCGGCCCGCCGCCGGACGCGCUCAGCCCGGUGCAGUUGCGGCGCCGGCACGUUGUCGCCGCGAUUAUACACAGCGAGAACUCGUACGUGGCUACGCUGCAGCGGCUCAUCAAUGACUACAAGAAACCACUGGAAGAGAGCAGCCCAGCAAUCUUAAACGCCAGCAAGAUACAGACGUUGUUUCACAGGCUGCCGGACAUCCUGCAGUGCCACUUGCACUUUCGCACCGCGCUCGCCGACUGCGCUAGAACGUGGGACCGCGAUGAAAAGAUUGGCGAGGUCUUCCUGAACGCGUUUUCUAAAGCGGUGGUGCUCGACGUAUACUCGGAUUUCAUCAACAACUUCUCGGUCGCAAUGGAGCUGGCCAAGAUGGAGUCGAAACGCAAGUCGGCGCUGGCUGACUUCUUCAAAGUGAAACAGAUCAGUGCGCAUGACAGACUGUCCUUCUUUGGGCUGAUGGUGAAACCGGUGCAACGGUUUCCGCAGUUUAUUAUGUUUUUACAGGAUCUCUUAAAACAUACGCCUCCGGGCCACGUGGACCGUGUUGCUUUACAACGCGCCCUCACCCGACUCGAGGCGUUGGCCGACGCCCUCAAUGAGAGGAAACGGGACGCAGAGAGGACGCAGGCGUUCCGCGGUGCGCUCCGGCGGCUGACGCGCGGCGGCAUGACGGGCGCGGGCGGCGCGGGCGGCGCGGCCCGCUUCGGCGCCGCGCGGCUGCUCGCUUCGCGCGCGGACCGCAGGCACCUGUUGCGGCAGGACGACUUGUUGCAAUUGGAGUUCAACCAAUCGGGCACGCUGACGAAGUGCAAGCCGCGGCGGCUGCUGCUGCUCAACGACCUGGUGGUGUGCGUGUCGGUGGGCGCGGGCGGCGAGGAGGCGGAGCGGCUCGGCCUCAAGUGGGCGCACCCCGUGCAGGACGUGGACGUGCUCGACACCGGCACCUCGCCCACGCUCAGCCGGGUGCUCGCGCAGGGUAUGAACCGGAGCGGAAGCCUACGUUCAAACUCGAGCAGUAGCACGUCCACUGGAGACUCCCUUUGCAAUGAGAUGUCCGCGUUGAUGCACGACUAUGAAACUGUAUCGAGGAUGGCUGACCUGGCCGCCUCGUUAAAGACACCCUAUUCGGAAGUCGCCCCAGAAGUGUUUAGGGCACUGUUGCAGAAUAUACAGAGGAGUAUACAGAAAAAAGACGACGAAAUGGCGUGGGUCGAUUCCUGCUGUCUACAACUGACGAUCCGCGGUCGCGAAGAGCCGCUAACGUUCCGUGCGAACGAGCCGGGCGCGAGGCGCGCGUGGGCCACGGAGCUGCGGCUGGCGCAGCUGGCGCAGGCGCGCGCCAACUGCCCCGCGUGGCGCCUGCCCGCCACCACGCCGCCGCCGCACAAGAUGCCGCUGUACGUGACCGCCGCGCCGGUCUACUCGUCGAACAACUUGACGGAGGUGAAGUGCGGGUGCUUCUACACGUCGAGCGGGUGCGCGGGCGGCGGCGUGCGGCGGCGCGCGCGCUCGCUGCUGUGGGUGUGCGCGGGCGGCGCGCAGCACACGCACCUCGCCGUGCUCACGCACAGGGCGGCCACGCUCAAGACGCUCGUCACGCUCGACCUGCCGGAUACUAGGGUAACAUCAAUUGAAUAUGCAAAAGGAAUGAGACAAGUGACCACACUGUGCGGCGACACAGUGUGGCUAGGCACUGAAGACAAGAAAAUCAUCAUAUUCUCUGGCGUCGAGCCGGAGAAGCAAGAGAAGUUGACCGAAGUUCCCACUAUAGCUGCUGUUACGCAAAUUAAAUUCCACUGCGACUCCAUGUUCGUCGGUUUGUCCAACGGUAGAAUAUCAGUUUUUAGAAGAAAUCAUGACGAUUCCUGGGCCCUACAGGAGCCUAUAGCGAUUGAACUCGGUGACAAACCUGUACAUUGUAUAUUACCCGUCGAUGGUAUUAUUUACGCGACGUGUGCGAAACGAGUGUUCGCCAUAAACGCUUUGACUGCUGAAAUUAUGCGUAUCUUAGAAUUAAAGGGCGAGGGAGAUAGAUCAGUGAAAUAUUUGGCGCAUUCCGGCGUCGGCCUCUGGGCGGCUUUCUCAGAAUCGACAUACGUAAGCUUGUAUCAUACCGAAACGUUUGAGCACUUACAAAAUAUCGACAUAGCCGCUGAUGUGGCGAAAACUAUUGGUGCUAGAGAAGGAAGCAAGCCAGCUCACGUUUCAGCCUUGUUGGCUGUUCAAGGCCUCCUAUGGGUCGGUACAACGGCUGGGGUUAGUGUUACUGUACCGUUACCGAAACUAGAAGGCCUGCCUCUCAUUGGUGGACACAUUGCCGUGUCCUACCACGCUCACGCUGGCCCCGUUACAUUCCUGCUACCCUUAAACACUGAGACUAAAGAUGUUGAUGUCAACACUGUUAGACGUAAUUUAUCGAACGCACGCGCACUCGCCGACACGGCCAACGAAUUCAAAGAAGAGGAAAGCAAAGAUGACACCGAAAAACACAAAUUAGAACGACGGAUAUCAGAAGAAAUGAGUCCAUACAGACCGCAGCGAGUGCAAUCAGCUGUGAUAAGAAGGAAGAAACCUGGAGACGUGCGUCUAAGCAAAACUCUACCUAAGUGCGCUAAUUUGAACGCGUGUGAUGUUUAUGGACUAUUUGGCGAUCUAAUGUUUGUAAAGGACUGUGUCGGAGAAAGUGACGUCAAUGGCUCCGGCGGCGAAGCGUUACGGCGGAGUGACCCAGAAUUAGCAGCUAUCCCAUUCCGUGUCAGCACUCUAGAUAGAAGGCUACGCAUGCGUGCUGGAAGACCUAGAAGUCUAGAUCUGUCGAGCUGGUCUGUCGAUUCACGCGCUUCAAGUCUAUGCACGUCAUCUGGAAGCGAAGAAUCCAUGGCACUGCGUGGUGUAUCGCGAACUAGUUCAGGCGCGUCAGGAGCAGCGAGUUUAGCUCCCUUAGCCGCUUCCACACCCGAUUCGUCGUCAGGCAAAUCGAGCGCUUCAGAACGUUCCGUAUCACGAAGCGAUUCAGCGACCGCUCCUGCGAAUGACGCUAGAGGUCCCAAGAAAAAUGCCGUCAGAAGUCUCCGAGGGGCAGAUUACAUAGUGGGCGAUGGCGCGUCGAGAAGGUCCGUAGUGACGAUAAUGGGUGGGCGUGGCUACGUGGACUGGCGGCAAACCGCUGACGCUUCAGAGAGGCCGGCCCCUGCCGCCGAUCCCAAUCCCAAAGACGCGCAUCUUAUACUAUGGGAGAUGCGCUUGUGACCUCCCUGGAGGAAUCUCUAAACGUAUCAAAUAUUCGGUGUCAUAUAGUGUAAAUAAAGGUGCAUGUUGUAGAUAGGUGUACAUUCGUUAUGGUGUCUAAUAUAUUGUAAUAUAUCUAAUAUCCUCACUGUUAACGCUUGGCAAAUAAGCGGCUUCAGUUCCAGUUUGAUACAAAUGCUGAUGAGAAAUUUAAUUACACACAGUGUAAUUGCGUUUGUGAUAAGCUUUAAAUUAUUUUUCGAAGUUGUCGUUUGAAUGUUAGAAAAUGUUAUAAUAUUUACAGUUAUUCGAUUAUAUACGCGCAGGUGCAUUAUUUUUUGUGAUCUUUAUAUUGAUACGUUAUAUAAUAUUGUGAAGCAUUUCGUGUUUUCUAUGAAAAAUGUAUGUACCUCUUGCAAACCGGUUUCACGUUAUGUUGUAUUCAUUCAAUUUAUCUAAGCUCUUGAUUUCCAAAAUGUUAAAACAGCCAUAUUAACAUAAUAUAAUUUUGUAUUGUUAAUUUUUAAAGUAUAAUUGUAAAUCUUGGUUAAAAUAACAUUUUAUAUUGUUUAAGUAUCAUCUGUUAAUCUACUAUGGAUGUCUGUUUGAUAUCGUUUAUUUUCAUUUUGUACAGACAUACACAAAUAAAUAUUAUGUACCUAGAUGGCAUAUAAAUUUAUUGUGAAAUAUUAAAGCUAAAUUACAAAUGCCAAUAUUAUUGACGACAUAUCCGAAAUAUUUUUCUGUAACAACAAUAUAUAAUAUGUUUAAUUCGAAAUUUAAAAUAUAAAAUAAAUUAUAUUCUAGAAAUUUCUAUAGACUUAAAAAUAAUAUUUGAACACAGUCCAUAGUAGACGUACUAACGAAAACUAGUGGCCUUACGUUGCUGAACUUUCCAGUGUGAUUAUGGCAUUCGUUUAAGCUUUAUGGUUAGACAUUAUGUCGCUUUAAGAAUUAGACUGAUUUUACAUUAAGCGUUUAAAUUGUAUAAUUAGUUACGUAACGAAUAAGACGAAAUAUACGACAAAUACGAUCGAAACUCCAAAACUCAUUUGUGACUGAGCACAAAAACCUUUUAUCCGUUUUUUUCUAAUCUGUUGCGCCAAUAUCAGUUACUUUACAAAUUAUCGUAAAAUAUAUAAAAGUCACAAUAGAAAAUUUAUUGUAGUUUUGCUAUCAAAAUAUGUUCAUGAUCUUUUAUAAUAUAGACACUUGCACAAUUGUUUCUAUUAUCUUCUAAUUUCCAAAGAAAUACCAAUAUAAUUUCAUUGUUAAAUACCAAAAGCAAAAAUUCCGUGCCAAACUCCAUCCCGUUAUAUAAGAUAUGUUAAACCGUACAAAUUAUCAGUUUAUAUUUAUAUUUUCUAUGCAAUGUAUUCACAUAUGUCUCGAAUGUUACUCAGAACCUCAUGUUAUAAAUUGUUUUUAUGCAAACCGUCACAAAAUGUAUGUGUUAAGGUGUAAAUAAAUUUUAAGUUUAUAUGUAUACACCUGUA
Zerene cesonia (dogface butterfly) is the source of this 5325-nucleotide messenger RNA. RefSeq names its product rho guanine nucleotide exchange factor 10. The transcript has 13 exons. Gene Ontology annotation, biological process: actin cytoskeleton organization; positive regulation of stress fiber assembly. Gene Ontology annotation, molecular function: protein binding; guanyl-nucleotide exchange factor activity. Bases 146 to 3850 code for a protein of 1234 amino acids. Lineage: Eukaryota; Metazoa; Arthropoda; Insecta; Lepidoptera; Pieridae. The record is from RefSeq and is a predicted model, not a curated record.